Messenger RNA from Halichondria panicea, 3580 nucleotides. RefSeq names its product centrosomal protein of 131 kDa-like. The transcript has 11 exons. The coding region runs from base 112 to 3489 and encodes 1125 amino acids. Lineage: Eukaryota; Metazoa; Porifera; Demospongiae; Suberitida; Halichondriidae. Gene Ontology annotation, biological process: cilium assembly; intraciliary transport involved in cilium assembly; regulation of centrosome duplication. Gene Ontology annotation, cellular component: centriolar satellite. The record is from RefSeq and is a predicted model, not a curated record.
GAUCUUUAUGAUGUCAUGGCGGGAAUCAAUUUGAACAAGAAACACAUUGCUGCUUGAGGUUCUUCUGGAGGCUAAAUUUAAGGAAAAGAACACUUCUGUCUAAGCUGAAAAAUGGAGCAUAUAACUUCUCAGCAGCCUGAUAAAAAAUUUCAUCAAACCUACAUACACAAGGCUAGGCCUAUGACCUCAGACUCUCGAAGCAAGUCUGUCAGGAGCAUGUCAGCUCGCAGUGACACUACUCCUUUUGUCUCUUUUCAUCAUGGUCUAGAGAUUAAAUCCAGCCCCAUCCAGUUGGCAUCCCGAUCACUUAGUGCUCGUUCUUCUGUAAGCAGUCUGUCUUCCUUGCCUCUCCAUCACAGACCUUCCUCUUCAGCCAAGGUGAAAGCAUCGCUACAAAAAGAUUCUCAAAAACCAACCUCCGUUAUGAGGCAUGUUAGACAUUCAAAGAAAUCUAAGGAAGGCUCCACAACCUCUAGAUCCAGGAAUUGCACACAUCAAAGUGUUGAUCUCCAACGUGCGAGUAAGCAGACCCCUGAUGUUUAUCAGAAAGGAUUCAAUAUUGCUGGACAUUUAGAAAACAGCACUGACCUUGAUCGAUCAUCUGGGUCUCUAUCACCUGAUGUUGAUCAGUUCUUAAAAGACAUUGGAGCUCUUGUUAAACCACUCACUCCCGGACCUCUCAGCCAAUUAUCUACCCUCCACCAUAGUCAUGAUGAUUCAAGUUCAAAUCAAAGUGAGAGAGAAGUUAAGUCCACAGGUGUUACUUCUGAAAAACCCAAAGACCAUUCACGUAAACCCUGCAGACCUAAACUAGCAGCCAAGUUUGGAGCUAACCAGACACAUACAUAUACCCCUAACACUAUAGUACCUACACUCAAUUUAGAAUGUGCCCCUUCUUCAAAACCAGAGAAUACUAUUUUACUUCAGCCACAAAUUCUUGGAAAUACCGGCUCAAUUCCUCCCACUCGAAUAGAGCAUCAGCCAACAGAUGAAAAUGUGGCUGCAACCAAAAUCCAAUCUUGGUAUCGAAGAGUUCGAUCAGCCCAACUUGUCAGCGUGCAGAGUGUGCUGCAGGCAAAGAAAGAUGAAUUGAGUCGGAGCAGGGCUCAGGAAUUGUUGGAAGAUGAGAGUAAAGAGAUGGAGAAGCAACAACGCAGGGAAGCCAAGAUGCAAGCUGCCAGGAAAGCUGCCAUUGAGGAGCUCAACAAAAAAAGGGAACAAAAGAGGUUGAGAGCGGAGAAAAUUGCACAAGAGGAGAUAGCCCUACUGCAAGCAAGUGGUAAGGUCAAGAAGCCAACACGUAAGAAGCCUGUGCAACCAAAAAAAAUCGUUGCCAAAAUGGACAAAUCUCCUGAUGAUCCCGAUGAAAUUAUUAAGGAGUUCUUCCAGGCCGGCAGUAGCAGAUUGAAGUCACCAGUACCAACUCAUUCUACAACACACAGCUCACCUGCACAAUUGACUGAAGGCUCACCUAUGCACUUGGCUGACAGUGAUUAUAAACAGGGCAACUCAUACAAUGACAUUCUAAAAACGCUCAAGCUAUUGGAGGAAGUUCCAGCACCCCUAGCUUCAACCAAAGACCAGGCCUGCUCUGACAGAACAUAUUUAUCUGCUAAAAACCUCCAGAAACUAGCCCCACCUGCUGUAAAUGGUCCUCUAUCUAAUUCAGCAAAUCUUUCAGAGGGUAAACUAGGCAACAUCCUUGCUUACUUGGAUGAGAUGGAAAAGGCUGACCAAGACCUACUCUCCCAGUUGGCACAAUCCAGGGCUGAACUAAAGACCAAGGCCUCCACAACGGCAGGAGGCACCCCUCGGUCUGCCAGGAGUACCCUGACAACUGCGGGUUUGGAAACAAGUAGUAGGCAAAACCCUGAUGCCUCCCUAGAAGCUGCUACAGCUGCAGCCAGCGAUGUUACCACCACCAUUCUGGCCCAGCGCAUAGAGUUGGACAAUAAGAACAAAACCAUUGAGAUGAUGCAGAAAGCACUGACACAGCAGAGAGAGCUCACUGUCUAUCACGCUAGGGAGAUGGAUAAAGAUGGACAGAAGAAGGUGGAGCUCUUGAGAACAGAGUAUGAGUCGAGGAUUCAGAGGCAUCAAACGUUCAUUGAUCAGCUGAUAGAUGACAAGAAGGUUCUCAGUGAGCGAUGUGAGCAACUUGUGAAGCAGCUGAGAGAACUAGACAAGAAGUAUAAAACCAACGUUAAAACCUUAGAAGAGAAAAACUCAUCUGAAAUGUCCAAACUCAAACAAGUCACAGCAGCUGCUGAGAAACUUCGUAGAGAAAAGUGGAAGUCCGAUGAGACACAGAGAAUCAAGGAAGCUACUGUGAAAAGUUUAGAGCCUGAGAUUCAGCGAAUCAUUGCCAAGGGAAAGGCAGAAGUACAGAAACUGAAGGCUGUACACGAGGCAGAUAUGUUGCAGGUUGAUGAGAGAGCUAGUAGGAGAUUUGUAGUGCAGAUGGAGGAGCUGAGAGCGCAAUGUGCAGAGGAAAAAGAGCAAGCCUGUGCUCAUGAGCGGGAACUGGCUAGACAAAGAUACGAGAAGAUGGCCGAGCAAGAGGAGGUGAACUACCAGCAGUUGAGAAGGAAGCUGUUUGCUGAGGUGCAGCAGGAGAAGAACAGACUGGCCGAUCAGUUUCAUCAACAGAAGGUCUCCAUUGACCAGAAGAUUGAUAACAUGCAACAGUCUAAUAAGAGCCUUUUGGAAGAGCUCAAGUUUGAGCAUGCUCGGCAGAUGACUGAACUCGAGCGGAGGCACAGCUGCCAAAGCAAAGAUCUCACUGAACGGUCAAAAGUGGAGAAGGAGGCAUGGGAAGAGAACAUGCUCAAGAAACAAGAAGCGAUGAUACUCUCCAAAGAAAGGGAUUUAAGAGACCAGCUGAGACGAGAGAGAGACAAGGAGAUAGAGUUAGUCAUCAUAAGGUUAGAGGAGGAGACUACAGCGUCACGUGAGGAGAUGGAGAGAGCAGCAGAGGCUCGUGUAAGGAGGGUGAGAGAAAAAUAUGAGACAGAGCUGAGAGAGGUCGAGAGGUCAGAACGUUCCACACUGGAAAAAUUUAACAGCCUAAAGACACAGGUGGUGGAGUGCGAGGGGGAGCUCUCUCGUCUUAAGUCACUGCUGAGACAGAAGCAGGAGGAGGUUGAGAGAGUGGGUGAGGUGGCCUCUAAGCUCACCAGAGAAAGAGACAGUGUAGCAGACAUUGUGAGACAAGAGUUUGCUGAUAGACUGGUGCGCACAGAGGAGGAGAACAAAGAGUUGAAGAUAGAAAGGAGUGAGCUACGAGCAAGACACAAGGUUGAUGUUGAGAAAGUCGGUAGAGAUAAGGACAAAGAAAUGCAGUCAGUUCACGACAGGGUCAAACAAGCCCUUAGCAAGAAGGAAGGCAACCUGCAGAGUCUCAGGGAACAAUACGAGUCCGCUUUAAAACGAGCUGACCAUCUUGAAAUGUUGUUAGAACAGCAACGAAAACAACUGAUUAAGAAAUGAUUCCUUGUUGUAUGUAUGGUAUAUUCAUGUCAUUGUAGGCCGUUAGAUUGUAUCAGAGCUGCCACAAGUAUGUACAUGAAAAUUGCAGAAU